Larimichthys crocea (large yellow croaker) is the source of this 618-nucleotide messenger RNA. Its product is annotated as jeltraxin. The transcript has 3 exons. The record is from RefSeq and is a predicted model, not a curated record. Lineage: Eukaryota; Metazoa; Chordata; Actinopteri; Sciaenidae. Bases 1 to 618 code for a protein of 205 amino acids.
AUGUCCGGCAAAAUGUUCACCUUCCCACAACAAACCAACACAGCUCAUGUGAGGCUGACUACAUCAAGACAGAAUUUGGGUGCUGUAACAGUCUGUUUCAGAUCCUUCACAGACCUCCGUAGACUCCACAGCUUUUUCUCUUUGGCCACACCCUCUACUAUAAAUCAAUUCAUGAUUCAAAGGGGUGGUUCACAGGAUGUUUUUGAGUUCUUUAUCAGGGAUCAAGUGAUAUCUUUUGUAGGACAGAACUACGAACUGAACACGUGGCACUCAAUUUGUUCCACUUGGAAUGCUUCAUCUGGACUGGCACAGCUGUGGAUAGAUGGAAAACCAUCAAGUAGGAAGCUCAUCCCCUCUAAAACCAACAUCAACGGGCCCAUUAUAAUUGUUUUAGGACAGGACCAGGAUUCCUAUGGUGGGGGGUUUGACAUUAAUCAGUCUUUCGUUGGCAUGAUGUCUGAUGUCCACAUGUGGGACUACGUCCUCCACUCCUGUGAUAUCCAGGACUAUGCAGGUGAUCCGAACUUACUGCCAGGGAAUGUGCUGAACUGGAAGAAUCUGGAGUUCCAGACUGUAGGAACAGUGGUGGUGGAAGAAAAAAAUACCUGUCACUUUUGA